AUGCCUGGCUUCGACCAAGCCUCCUCCCUUAGUGCUUGGAAGCUCCUUGAGGAGUAUCAUGCCACCACUGGGAAGGAUAUUUCCCUGAAAGAUGAGUUCCAGCAGGACUCCGAACGAUUCAACAAAUUCUCUCGCACUUUCAGCAACCCUGCAGACAGUUCAGAGAUUCUUUUUGAUUUCUCAAAGAAUCUUAUCACUGACGAGACCUUUAAGCUCCUUGUCAACUUAGCUAAGGAGGCCGGCGUCGAGAAACUUCGAGAUGAUAUGUUCAAAGGAGAUGCCAUUAAUUUCACAGAGAAUCGUGCCGUAUACCAUGUCGCCUUGCGAAAUACGUCCAACUCGCCAAUGCAGGUCGAUGGAAAGAGCGUCGUCGAGGAAGUCAAUGCCGUCUUGCAGCAUAUGAAAGAGUUUUCAGAGCAGGUUAGGAAUGGCGAAUGGAAAGGAUACACUGGGAAGAAGAUCAAGACUAUUAUCAACAUUGGGAUUGGUGGUUCAGACCUUGGCCCCGUUAUGGUCUCGGAGGCUUUAAAGCCAUAUGCCGACCGCAACCUCACCCUCCACUUCGUUUCUAAUAUAGAUGGGACCCAUGUAGUCGAGGCACUGAAAGAAUCCGACCCUGAGACUACUCUCUUCUUGAUCGCGUCCAAGACUUUCACCACUGCUGAGACCAUUACCAAUGCCCAGACUGCGAAAACCUGGUUCCUCGAUAGCGUUAAGGACGAAGCACAUAUUGCUAAGCAUUUUGUCGCUCUCUCUACGAACGAAGCUGAAGUUACGAAGUUCGGCAUUGACAAAAAGAACAUGUUUGGCUUUGAGUCGUGGGUUGGUGGGCGAUACUCCGUGUGGAGUGCAAUUGGCCUGUCUGUUGCUCUCUAUAUCGGCUUCGACAAUUUCCACCAAUUUCUGGCCGGCGCUCAUGCCAUGGACAAGCAUUUCUUGGAAACCCCUCUAGAGCAGAACAUCCCGGUCCUUGGAGGGCUUUUGAGUGUUUGGUAUAGCGAUUUCUUUGGCGCCCAAACCCACCUAGUUUCUCCUUUCGAUCAGUAUUUGCACAGAUUCCCUGCUUAUCUUCAGCAAUUAUCCAUGGAGAGCAAUGGCAAGGCCAUCACCCGAUCUGGCGAUUUUGUUAAAUACUCUACUGGCGCAAUUUUGUUUGGUGAACCUGCCACCAACGCUCAACACAGCUUCUUCCAACUUCUUCACCAGGGUACCAAGCUUAUUCCCGCCGACUUCAUCAUGGCUGCCGAGUCACAUAACCCAGUUGACGGUGGCAAACACCAGCGCAUGCUUGCUUCGAAUUUCCUUGCCCAGGCUGAAGCACUGAUGGUUGGAAAAACUCCGGAUCAGGUUCGUCUCGAAGGUGCUUCGGAUGACCUUGUUCCCCACAAGACUUUCACUGGCAACCGUCCAACUACCUCGAUUUUGGCGCAGAAAAUUACACCUGGCGCUCUUGGAGCCCUUAUUGCAUACUAUGAGCACGUUACCUUCACUGAGGGAGCUGUUUGGAACAUCAACUCGUUUGACCAGUGGGGAGUCGAACUCGGCAAGGUCCUUGCGAAGAAGAUCCAAAGCGAGCUGGAGACUCAGGGUGCUGGAAGCGGCCACGAUGGUUCGACAAGCGGACUCAUUGCUACCUACAAGAAAAAGGCCGGUCUUUUGUAG
Molecule: messenger RNA, 1662 nt
Organism: Ophidiomyces ophidiicola
Lineage: Eukaryota; Fungi; Ascomycota; Eurotiomycetes; Onygenales; Onygenaceae
Gene: PGI1
Product: glucose-6-phosphate isomerase
Exons: 2
Coding region: 1-1662 (553 amino acids)
Biological process (GO): glucose 6-phosphate metabolic process; gluconeogenesis; glycolytic process
Cellular component (GO): cytosol
Molecular function (GO): glucose-6-phosphate isomerase activity; monosaccharide binding; carbohydrate derivative binding
Source: RefSeq, a predicted model, not a curated record